AUACGCAAGAGCUCACGCAAAUAAGUGGAUUUGUCAUGCGAGUUUUUUUUGCUUUUGUCAUGUCCAGUGGCCAACUUGAUAACGGUGCCCAUUGGCAAUCAUGAAAGAAAUGGCGAUGGGUGGCAAGUAGGAGCGCCUGUGCUUGAGCCGUCCUGCCUCUGAGCUUAGUAGCGGUCGCGCAGCUCCGUUUGCAUUUAUUACGGCUCCCGUCUUAAGCGUUUUCGUGAUCAAGUGGCGUGACCACGUGUCUACUUAGCCCGCCACGCCCUGCUCGAUUCGUACACACAGAUGACAAGUUUUUACCAUUUGGCACGGUCUCACUACAUGAUCCAACAGGUUAAGCUUUUACCUGAUGCUCGCGAAAGCUUCGUCGUGUUGAUUGGCUUUUUUUGACAAAUAAAC
Molecule: messenger RNA, 402 nt
Organism: Amoebophrya sp. A120
Lineage: Eukaryota; Dinophyceae; Syndiniales; Amoebophryaceae
Source: the annotation of a GenBank genome assembly